This is a messenger RNA of Drosophila innubila, 2952 nucleotides long. RefSeq lists its product as uncharacterized. NCBI's taxonomy places the organism in Eukaryota, Metazoa, Arthropoda, Insecta, Diptera, Drosophilidae. The annotation marks the transcript as partial. The transcript is spliced from 5 exons. The record is from RefSeq and is a predicted model, not a curated record. Gene Ontology annotation, biological process: cobalamin transport. Gene Ontology annotation, molecular function: cobalamin binding.
GUUGGCGCUGGCGUCGGUGUCGGCGUUAUUGUCACCUCAAGCACAACAGCGCCGUCACUGGCUAGUGACUAUGAAAAUUUGACAGCAAGCAGCAAUCACAACAACAACAACAACGAUGCCAGCUAUGAGCUAAGCUACAACACUAACAACAACAAUAACAAAAACAGUAAUGCAGCCUUAUUAGCAGCAGAUGCAAGCACAACAGCAACAAGCACAACAACUACAAAAACAACAACAACAACAACAACAGCAACUUUAGCCGCAGCUGAACAGCAGGAAUCAACAUCCAGCGUCGCAGUUGCAGCGCAGUCGCCGUCGCCGUCAGCAGGCAACGUCAGCAGCAAUGUGAGAACAGCUGAUCUUGCUGCCGGAGCAGGAGGAGCAGCUGCUGGAGGAGCUGCAACAAAAUCACCGCCGCCAUCAGCACAACCGCACGAGCUGAUUGGCUCGGCCACGCCCACCAAGGGCGAACAGGAGGCGAUAUUGCGUGCAUUGGAUUGGCUGAAGGAGAAACGCGCCUCGGAUUAUGGCUGGGGCAAUGAUACGCACGUUGUCAUACUGGCCAAGGAGCUGUCGGGUGGACGGGAUCCGAAUGAUAGCGCCGAUUCGCAUAUGCAGGUCAUCCAGGAGCUGGAGGAUACGCUCUCCGUCAAGGAGAUGGAGAUCGAGAUCUUGGCCAUGUUGGAUCGCCAUCAUACGCUGCCCAAGCCGCUCAAUCUGGACAAAUUGGCGCGCUAUGUGCUGGCGCUGGGUUCGCUCUGCAAGGAUCCAAAGCAUUUUCAUGGACACGAUCUGGUGGCCACAUUGCAGCAUCAUGAGCCCGCCCAGGACAUUGAGUUUGCAUUGACCACGCUGUCGGCCUGCAGCUCGGCGGCGCAUGUACGCAAGCGACAGAUCCGGCGACUUCUGGACAUUGCCAGCGGUGUGACGGAUCAGAGUGUGGAUGCCAUUGCGAUGGUGAUCCUGGCGCUGCGUUGCAUUGUCACCGAUCAUCGGCAUCGUCAUCUGCAGCACUUUGUCCGCCGUCCGGCACGUGGACUGGCCAGUCUCCAGGAUCAACGGGGCAGCUUCGGUUCGCUGCGGAGCACAGCAUUGGCCAUGCAGGCUCUGCAGGAUCUCGAGUAUGAUCCGGCCGGUCAUUGGAAUCGCACGGCCGCCUCGCGUUAUAUUCUCAGUCGUCAGCGUGCCGACGGCGGCUGGAGCGAGGAGCCGCUGCAGGAUGGCCAGGAGCCGGACAUUGGUGUCGGCCUUACCGCCGACAUUAUUCUGGCCCUCGGCUGGAAGGGAUUGGGUGCAGUGCGUGCCCUCCAGUGCGAUCAUGUCAUACGUGAGAGCAGCGAUCCCACAGAGAAUGGUGAACCGAAGCUGGCCCUGCCCUUCGGACUCAGCUCCUCCGCCGAGGAAUCGGAUGCCAAGAACAUCUCGUACACCUACACACUGUGGGUGGGAUCCAACGUCACCGAGGCCUUCUCCCUCUCAUUGGUAUCGCCCAAGAACACGAGCUUUUUCAAGGCCAUGACACAGGCCGCCGAAAUGGAUCCAAGAUUCAUUUUCGAGGCCCGCGAAUGGCCCAAUGGUCACUACGUGCACACGCUGUAUGGCAAGAAAGAGGAACCACGAGGAUAUCACUACUGGCUGCUCUACAGAUUGCCCGAGUUACCUGAUCCGAACAAUACGCCUGGGAAUCAGCUUAUUGCGCCUGUUGGUGUGGAUGAACUAAUGGUCGAGGAUGGGGAACAUUAUCUCUAUUGGUAUAAGAAACUUUAAGCACAUCGAAAUGGAUUUGCCGGCCUUAGUCACAAUAACUAAAGUUAACCUAAUGGGCAAGGUCAUAUAUAGCAGCUAAUACUACAAAUAACAUAGAACAACUGCAUAUACAUACAUAUGUAUGUGUGUCUGUCUCUAUAUGCAUACAUACUAUACAUACAUUCUCAUAUAACUGUAAUAGUAAAGGCGUAAUCAAAAAUCUACAUUAAUACCCCCUUUUCCCACUUUCGCCUCCUACCACCCGCCAGAUAUGCACACAUGCAUAAUACCCACAUAUACAUGCAUACUACAUAAUAUACAAAAUAUAACCCAAAGCUAGCUUACAAUUGUGUUUAGGUUAUACCAAAAAAAAAAAACCACCCCAAAAACCAAAAAAAAACUUAAAUCGAAAAUUAAACUUACAACUUUACGCACUUUUGCAUGUUCGAUUUUCUCAUGUGGAUGUUAAAGUCGAUGUUAGUUUUGUUUAUCACAAAGAUCAGUUCAGUUUAUCAGCAUUAUUAUUAUAAUCGAUAAGCUAAUGAAAUGUUCGCGUUACACCUUCUGUUAACUUUAACAUGUACAUGAAAAAAGCGGGCUGAAAUAAAGCAAUUGCAACUUAUACACGCACACGCUCACACUAACACACACAUACUUACAAUCGCAACGAACCGCAAUUCAAAGAAAAGCUCUCUCACUCUAAAGCUCUUCUUCUUGGCCCGGCCAGCAUAACGGUCCCUUUUAAUGGAUAGCAAUAAUCGUACAAAACUAUAGAUUUUUUGAAUGACAGUUACGUGUGGAUAACUAUCGAUAGUUUUGUAAAACGAUCGAUUGCAAGCUAAGUUCACUUUCUCAAAGAAUUGGUUUAAAGAAAAGUGAGGUUAGGUUCAUUUAUCACUCCGUCCGUUCUGGAGAUUGAGAGUUUAAGCAUUGAUUAAUAUGAUCUGAUAUCGAUGCACUUUGCACACACACACACACACACACACACACUCUCUCACAACUACACACGCACACACCUACACAUACAUAUAUACAAAAAUAUGCUUUAUAUGUUUAUGAACUACAUAAGUAAAAAGAAGAAGGCAAAAGCAAAAUCAAAGAAAAGCAAGAGCAAAAGCAAAAGAUAAUGUGGCACUCAGUCCAAGCGAAGCAUGUUAUACCAAACACCGUACGUAACAAUAAGUGAUUGAAAAUCAUCCCUAGACA